Molecule: messenger RNA, 2427 nt
Organism: Schizosaccharomyces octosporus yFS286
Lineage: Eukaryota; Fungi; Ascomycota; Schizosaccharomycetes; Schizosaccharomycetales; Schizosaccharomycetaceae
Product: arrestin
Exons: 3
Coding region: 206-1507 (433 amino acids)
Source: RefSeq, a predicted model, not a curated record
GAUAGAAUUACGAUAUCGGUAAGUAAUGAUCAUUUUCAGGUUAGUUUUUUGUUGUGCUUCGAUAGAAAUAAAGUUGAUAUAUUCGGGUAAUAGCACUAUUUGUUUUUUGUCGUUGUUCAAAUAUCAUUAGGAAUAUAGAAUUGACACAAUAUGUAAUAAGUAAACAAACAGAGUUUGGUCACAACAAACCAUUUGUUUAAGUGCGAUGAAAAUUAAUAAAAGAAAAAACAGUUUUUUCCACAGGAAAAAAGAAACAAUUAUUACUUGUUCUACAGUGAAUUAUGCAGCCAAGGAGAUCAUCUACGAACUUACGUCCUCACCUAAAUUGAAGUCGCCAGACGUGGCAUUGACUUUUCAGUUCGAUUCUCCAAUAUUUUUUCAAGAGUCUGAAUUGAAAGGAUUGAUACAUUUAGCUGUAAAGCCCAAAGAGCAGUCCGUUGGUUUCAUAAGGAUUGAAGUUCAGAUACUUGGGAUCAGCAAAUGUAGACAAGGUCAUCCAACGGUAUUUUUCUGUACAGGAAAGAGCAUAAUGGAUAGAAAGUACACAGUUCCAAAAGAAUUGGUUGAGCACGCAUUGAAUACGACUAGCGACUAUUCAAUCGCCAUUCAGCACACCCAAGGAAUACCAGUAGCUUUUGAAAUGGAUCUUUACGGACAAGGAGGAGGUCCAGGAAGGCAAAGUACUUCACAAUACAAAGUAAACUACUAUAUUUAUGCCAACGCAAUCUACCAAUUGGGGGAUAAAGUAAAACAGGUAAGAGAAUGUCAAGAAAUAAAUGUCCUUCCUAGGCUGCUUUCAUCAAGUUUCUUGUUAUCAACCCCAUUAUUGUGUGUGAGCAAGCCAAAACCAAUAUUAGGAUUUUGCAAUAAAAACACUGCAAACCGUUUGUCUGUUAAGCUUCCGAGAUCGGAAUGGCUAGGAGGUGAAUCUAUUAGUGUAAAUAUCAAAGUUGAAAAUUAUGGCUACUGCGAAAUCAACCAAUUGAUUAUGUUGCUAUUUAAACGUAUUACUUUAUUUAACGGACCAUUGGGAAAAAAAUAUCAACUGGACGCGUCGUCUCGAGCGAAGAAGCAUAAUUCUAUCCGCAAGGACUUUUGGAAAUGUGUACAAAAAGAAGAGAUCUGUGAGAAAAGAAAGAACGAAUACUGUAAAUGGCAAGGAGUUAGUACGUUGGAGACACACACGAUGGAUUGUCACAUUCGGAUUCCUGAAAAAGAAGUAUCGAUAAAUGUUGGGUCAGACUUUCAGGUAGAAUACGUAUUACAAAUUUUGGUUGGCACUAAAUGGAGGACAUUAAAUUGCAUAAAAAUGCCACUCCAAAUUAUUCCAGCAUGCGCUCCAUCUGUGGGACAAGACGCUAGGUACGUUGAUGUAGCACCUUACAAUUCAGAAGGUGAAUCUAUUAUACUGCCACAGAAUCCUUCAAGCGAAUUCCAUCGGGUAUCCUAUGAACCUUACCCAACGACAGAGCAUGUGAGUACACACGAUUAUGUGUUUUUCGGCUAAAGAGAAAGAGAAUAAGAAUGACCGAUAAUAGAGGAAAUAAUACUGUUUUGCAAUGUAAAAAAAGAAUCACUUUGUUCGAUUUUUUACAGCUUCCAGUAUUGGAUCGUUUAUCGUUAUGACGGAUAUUUUGGCAUCGUCAAAAUCACGCAAGGUAAGUUGGCCGGCUUCUUCUGUCGACAUGUAGAUUCCAUCAUUAACAACAUACGUAUCAUAAUAUUCUUUGGCAUGAAGAGCCGUGUCACGAACGCACAUAUCACCGGCAACACCAACCACAAACACAUGAGUAAUAUUUCGGUCGUCGAGGAUUUUUUUUAAUCCGUUGUCCCUUCCAACAGCAUCGUAAAAUCCAGAAUAGGACUCUACUAGGGUAUCCAUUCCUUUAGGAAGAAUAUAAUCUACUUUGUCCAUUUUCAGCUCUGGAUGGAAUUCGGCACCAACGGUACCUUCCACACAAUGAGUUGACCACAAUUGUUGUUUGUAUGUUUUUCCAUAAGCAUUUAUAUCUAGGACGGUCCCUUUGGGCAUCCCCUUAGGCCCAUGUGAUGCGCGAAAUGAUACAUGGUCAGCUGGAUGCAAAUCUUUUGUGGCAACGAUAUAAUCCCAUUUAUAAUCUUCACCUAAGAGUUGAUUAAUGAAUGGAAUAACCUUGGUAGCACCUGGAAUAUGACCGGCGAAGCCUGGUGUCACAAAGUCGUUUUGUACAUCUACGACAAUAAGAGCAGGAUGAAAAGACAUUUUUUUUUUAAAAAAAGAGAAUAAAAAAAUAAAGAAACGUAGGACAAGGUUAUUGACGAACAAGAUUGACAAAUAUCAGUAACUUUUUUAGAUGGAAUUCAGAAUGAUUUUUUCGGCAAGUGGUAAGACCAAGUUUAAUAUAUCGGGUAAAAUGCAGAAAAUAUCAGAAAGUAGGAAUUGAGUAA